GCCCUCCCUCCAGCCAGGACUUUGGGCCUUUUCUUAUGUCCUGUUUGUUGUUAAUUGCAUGCCAGCUACAGCAUUCAAGAGGGUUGUUCCUUAACAAAGGGAAAGAGAUAAAUGUAAAUAAGCUCACAUUUUCAGAAUGAGCAGUUUGCUGUAAGAAGCUUUGCAGCCCUGGCAGCCCAGAGUCUGCUACUUUGGGCUGGGCUAAACUUUCCCUGUAAAAACAAAAAUAUGGAUUAAAAUAUGCACUUCUAAACUGCAAGUUGCCCGUUUACAUGUUUCUUAGCCAAUUGUCUACAGGCAUGAGCACACUUUUUCAUCUAGCGCACUCUUUCUUGGGAAUCCAUUGGAGGAAAUUUCUAACUACAGUUCUUCCAGAAAGUUCAUUGAUCACCCAAGUCUUGGAUAAAAUUGGUGCUGGAAUUUGGUUUGAACUAAUGUGGUGACCUGCUUCCUGCCCAUUGUCAAUGAAAAUACAUCCACUCAGCACUCUGAACCCCCCAGAUUCAGUGACCUUGAGCAUCGUCAUUGUGUAUUGUUCUUCUUUCUGAGAAAAUUGGAAGAAGUGAGAUGAAGCAAGGUAGAAAGGAUGGCAACAUUGACCUCUCUCCAGCAAGGAGGAAAACAUUUCCUACCAGUCCUUAGUCUCAGAGUGCUGAACCCUGCAGCCAGCAGGCAUCUUGAAAAAAAAUCCAUGGGUGACAGAAGAUUCAUUGACUUCCAAUUCCAAGAUUUAAAUUCAAGCCUCAGACCCAGGUUGGGCAAUGCUACUGCCAAUAAUACUUGCAUUAUUGAUGAUUCCUUCAAGUAUAAUCUGAAUGGUGCUGUCUACAGUGUUGUAUUCAUCCUGGGUCUGAUAACCAACAGUGCUUCUCUGUUUGUCUUCUGCUUCCGCAUGAAAAUGAGAAGUGAGACGGCUAUUUUCAUCACCAAUCUGGCCCUCUCUGAUUUGCUCUUUGUCUGCACUCUACCUUUCAAAAUAUUUUACAAUUUCAACCGCCACUGGCCUUUUGGUGAUACCCUCUGCAAGAUCUCUGGGACUGCAUUCCUAACCAACAUCUAUGGGAGCAUGCUCUUCCUUACCUGCAUUAGCGUGGAUCGUUUCCUGGCCAUUGUCUAUCCCUUCCGAUCUCGUACCAUUAGGACCAGGAGGAAUUCUGCCAUUGUGUGUGCUGGAGUCUGGAUCAUAGUCCUCAGUGGUGGUAUUUCGGCCUCUUUAUUCUCCACCACUAAUGUCAACAAUGCAACCACCACCUGCUUUGAGGGCUUCUCCAAACGUGUCUGGAAGACUUAUCUGUCCAAGAUAACCAUAUUUAUUGAAGUUGUUGGUUUUAUUAUUCCUUUGAUAUUGAAUGUCUCUUGCUCUUCUGUGGUGCUAAAAACCCUCCGUAAGCCUGCUACACUGUCUCAAAUUGGGACCAAUAAGAAAAAAGUGCUGAAGAUGAUCACAGUGCAUAUGGCGGUCUUUGUGGUAUGCUUCGUACCCUAUAACUCCGUCCUUUUCCUGUAUGCCCUGGUGCGUUCCCAAGCUAUUACCAAUUGCUUGUUGGAAAGAUUUGCAAAGAUCAUGUACCCAAUCACCUUGUGCCUUGCAACUUUAAACUGUUGCUUUGACCCUUUCAUCUAUUAUUUUACCCUUGAAUCCUUUCAGAAGUCCUUCUACAUCAAUACCCAUAUCAGGAUGGAGUCUCUGUUUAAGACUGAAACACCUCUGACCACAAAACCUUCCCUUCCAGCUAUUCAAGAGGAAGUUAGUAAUCAAACAACACAUAAUGGUGGUGAAUUAAUGCUAGAAUCCACCUUCUAGGUACGAGAACUAUCUUUAGGUCCAGAUAUGGUUUCUUCUAUGGUUUUUUUCUAUGCUAUAAAUAAGAGAAAAGAUUUGAAGCUAAUGAUACUGAGAAUAGAUUAAUGUACUGAAUACAGUCAGAUACAUUGAUUUGAAUGUUUAUUGUACAUAUGCUGUUUUGUUCAAUAAUUAUAGGUCAAGUCUAAUUACAACAACCAAAAGCUAUUAUCAAACUCUUCUGUGUUGGGUUGGGAAUUCCCUGUAGCAGAUUAUGUAAGUGGAUAGUAGCCUUGACUUCAGUGAUAUGGAGAUUGCUUAACAACUUUAAAAAAGGGAUAUUUUCAUUACAAUAAUAUUUGGUAAUUAGGUUGGGUCUAUAAAUAUAGAACAAAUUCAGGGAUUAUUUAAAAAACAAACUUUUGUGUUACUACUGAUACAUGUUUAUCUUUUUUUUGAAUCGUCAUUGAGUUUAUUUUAACUUAAUAUUAUUAAUAAAAAUGUUCAAAAUUUAAACAAGCUGGCAAAAUUUAUAACAUAUAUUUUGAAAUCAGAAACACAAGUUAUGUUUGCAUGACUAUGACUGAGGAGAAACUGAAAAUUAACUGGAUUUACAUAUUUGCAGUUAUCAGCAGAGUCAGUUUUAAAACACUUUUUCCCAUUUUUAUAUUACUUUAAAUUUCUCAUAUGAAAAUCAAGAUCCAGAAAGCUGCUAAAUAUGUGCCCAAGACUGGACAAAUGGAAAAUCACAUAAAACUACAAAAUGUCUAUUAAAAAAUUAAACAUCAGCAUUUUUUCUUAGAAUUUCCAAUUAUCUUUCUUUAGAGAGACUGGUUUCUAUAAAUAUUCUCUAUAUGAAAUUUUAGAGUGCAAUGCAACUAUAAAGUUGUAUUUGUGCCUAGGUCAGGAACAAAUUGAAAAAAAUUAACAACAAAAUAAUAACAAAAAAUAAAACACUAAAACAAAAAACUUUCUUAAAACUUUCAUUAAUCAUUUUAAGGGGAGAGAGUAUAGAGCUGUAACAUUAGAUUACUUAUUCUUUCAUUUUAAAUUUUGGAGCACAGUAUAAGGAGAGAGCUGGUGAAUUUGUGUCCAAGUUAGGAGCAUAUCAAAAAAUAAAUAAACCAAAUAAAUAAAAAACAGAAAAACUAAAACACAAUAAAAAUGACAAGAAUAAUUCCUAGUGCUUGCAUUUAUAUUUUAUUUAUUUUUUGAGGCUCUGUAAAUUAAAAAAUAUUAUAUUAUUUGUAUAAAAUUUUAGAGUACAAUAUAGCUAGAAAUCUGCUACAUUUGUGCCCAGGUCAAGACCUAAUUAGAAAAAAAAAAACCCAUAAAACAACCCUUUAGGAAACAAUAAUAAAAACACAAAAAAAAAAUUAGAACUUUUUUCUGAGCAUUUAUUUGUAAAAUUUACAAAACACUAUAACUUUCAUAUGAUGCUUUGAAUCAAAAUGCAGCUAGGAAGCUGCUAAACUGGCAUUAGUUCAGAAGCAAUUGAAAUCAAUAUUUUGAGUUCCUAAUUGUGGCUCAGCAGUAACAAACUCAACUAGUAUCCAUGAGCACAUGGGUCUGAUCCCUGGCCUCACUCAGUGGGUUAAGGAUCUGGCAUUA
Molecule: messenger RNA, 3394 nt
Organism: Sus scrofa (pig)
Lineage: Eukaryota; Metazoa; Chordata; Mammalia; Artiodactyla; Suidae
Gene: LPAR4
Product: lysophosphatidic acid receptor 4
Biological process (GO): phospholipase C-activating G protein-coupled receptor signaling pathway; positive regulation of Rho protein signal transduction
Cellular component (GO): plasma membrane
Molecular function (GO): lysophosphatidic acid receptor activity
Source: RefSeq, a predicted model, not a curated record